This is a messenger RNA of Pterocles gutturalis (yellow-throated sandgrouse), 1251 nucleotides long. Its product is annotated as glucose 1,6-bisphosphate synthase-like. Gene Ontology annotation, biological process: carbohydrate metabolic process. NCBI's taxonomy places the organism in Eukaryota, Metazoa, Chordata, Aves, Pterocliformes, Pteroclidae. The transcript is spliced from 9 exons. The record is from RefSeq and is a predicted model, not a curated record. Bases 1 to 1251 code for a protein of 416 amino acids. Gene Ontology annotation, molecular function: glucose-1,6-bisphosphate synthase activity; intramolecular phosphotransferase activity.
AUGGAGGUGGUGGGUGGUGUGGUGCUGCCUUUGCCCACGGCUGUGGAGAGCACCCAGCUGCCCGUAGAACUAAACGAAGACCUUCCUCUUCUUUUGCAGAACCAGAAAACAAAAGAACAGAUUGAAAACUUGUUACAGAAUGGAAAGCAUAAAGAAUUACGGGAUCGUCUCUGCUGCAGGCUGACUUUUGGGACCGCGGGGCUUCGCUCUGCCAUGGGAGCAGGCUUUUGCUACAUUAAUGACCUUACAGUGAUCCAGUCGACACAGGGGAUCUACAAGUAUCUGGAGGGGUGUUUCUCAGACUUUAAGCAGAGAGGCUUUGUUGUUGGAUAUGACACACGAGGUCAGGUGACCAGCAACUGCAGCAGUAAGAAGCUCGCAAAGCUCACUGCAGCAGUCCUGCUGGCUAAAGAUGUACCUGUGUACUUCUUUUCCACAUACGUCCCUACGCCGUUUGUGCCCUAUGCUGUUCAGGAGCUCAAAGCUGUGGCUGGUGUGAUGAUCACAGCAUCCCACAACCGGAAGGAGGACAACGGAUACAAGGUUUAUUGGGAAAAUGGAGCACAGAUCACCUCUCCUCACGAUAAGGAAAUUAUAAAAUGUAUAGAAGAAUGUGUUGAACCAUGGAAUGGCUCUUGGAAUGAGAAUCUAGUAGACACCAGUCCACUUAGACAGGAUCCUCUGAAGAAAAUCUGUGACCGUUACAUGGAGGAUCUGAAGAAGAUCUGUUAUCACAGGGAGCUAAACAUGCAAACAAAUUUGAAGUUUGUUCAUACCUCAUUUCAUGGAGUUGGACACGACUAUGUGCAGUCGGCUUUCAAAGCAUUUGGCUUUCAGCCCCCUAUUCCAGUACCUGAACAAAAAGAUCCAGAUCCAGACUUCUCUACUGUCAAAUGUCCAAAUCCUGAAGAAGGAGAAUCCGUGCUGGAGUUGUCACUGAGGCUUGCAGAGAAAGAAAAUGCUAGAGUAGUGGUGGCUACUGAUCCGGACGCAGACAGACUAGCAGUGGCAGAACAGCAGGAGAAUGGCUGCUGGAAGGUGUUCACUGGCAACGAGCUAGCAGCUUUGUUUGGGUGGUGGAUGUUUUCUUGCUGGAAGGAAAACUGCUCCGAAGAUGCUGAUGUGAAGAAUGUUUACAUGUUAGCGACCACAGUCUCCUCGAAAAUUUUGAGGGCAAUUGCGCUUAAAGAAGGAUUUCACUUUGAAGUAAGUGUGGGUUUUAUGAUGUCGUCUUGGCAGAGUAAAAUCUGA